AUGUCUCUCCCCUCUGUGAUGGUGUGGCCCCUGCUGAUAGUCGUGGCAGCGGGGGUGUAUUACAUCUACAAUGAGAUCAUGCGGUUCAUGUCCAAGUCCUUAGUGCGAAACAAAGUGGUGGUGAUCACUGAUGCUGUGUCAGGGGUGGGAACUGAGUGUGCCCAUCUCUUUCAUAAGGGCGGUGCAAGACUGAUCCUGUGUGGGACUAGCUGGGAUAAACUGGAGUCCCUGUAUGACUCUUUGACUAAUGACGCUAACCCAAGAGAGACGUUUGCCCCAAAACUUGUGAUCCUGGACUUCAGUGACAUGAACAGUAUGGAAGAUGUGGUUGCUGAGGUGGUGGACUGUUACGGCUGUGUGGAUGUGCUGAUCUGUAACAGCAGCGUGAAGAUGAAGGCUCCUGCGCAGAGCAUCUCCCUCGAACUCGACAGAAACAUCAUGGACAUUAACUACUUCGGCCCCAGCACUUUGGCUAAAGGCAUUCUUCCAACAAUGAUCUCAAGACGAUGUGGACACAUAAUACUGGUCAACAGCAUCCAGGGCAGACUGGCUAUCCCCUUCAGAAGUUCUUAUGCGGCGUCCAAGCAUGCGGCGCAGGCCUUCUUCGAAUGUCUACGGGCUGAAGUGCAGGAGUAUGGGGUAAUUGUCAGCACCAUCAGUCAUACCUACAUAAACGCCUCCACACCGCGGUCCAAUGAAAAGCCAGUCCCUAAACAAAACAGCGUGGCCACAUGUGAGUAAAACAACUGGUAUGCUGUGUGCAACCAGUUGAACCAUGGCGUGCGCCCAUCAGUGCUGGCCAAUGAAAUAAUGCAAACAGUGAACAGGAAGAGGAAGGAGGUUGUGCUGGCCCACCCCAUCCCCUGGGUGGCCCUCCACCUCCGCUCCCUCUUCCCCCCCUUCCUCUUUGCCGUGCUGGCUUCUGGAGUGAAGGACUCAGUCUUGGCUGAGCAGAUGCAGUAGGAGAAAGGCUAAAAUGCUAAAGUGAGUUGGAGUUAGAAAGAGAUGCAGAACAAAGCAUGGAUUGUUUGGAAAUGUCUGAUAUUUAAGGGUAUGUGCUUGACGCAGAGCUGGAUUAAAAACUGGGCAUAGCGGGUAACUGCCAUGUGGCCCCAGAAUCUAAGGGGGCCCCCAGGCUUCAGGUUAUCGCAAUUAGUUUGUGAUCAACUUAAAAGUAUAGAUAG
Scomber japonicus (chub mackerel) is the source of this 1184-nucleotide messenger RNA. It is a transcript of the gene dhrs7cb, whose product is annotated as dehydrogenase/reductase (SDR family) member 7Cb. The record is from RefSeq and is a predicted model, not a curated record. Gene Ontology annotation, biological process: regulation of release of sequestered calcium ion into cytosol by sarcoplasmic reticulum. Gene Ontology annotation, molecular function: all-trans-retinol dehydrogenase (NAD+) activity. Gene Ontology annotation, cellular component: sarcoplasmic reticulum membrane. Lineage: Eukaryota; Metazoa; Chordata; Actinopteri; Scombriformes; Scombridae. The transcript is spliced from 6 exons.